AUGGCACCUCUCUCAUCCCACAUCCUCGAUACCGACGACAAGUCCCAAGUAAAACACUUGGUCUCUUCCGCGUCGACCGUGCUCAACCAGCCCCCGCCGCCAACUCUCCGAGAAAUACUCGGGGCCUACAAUUCUCGCGGUGAUGGCGACCGCGACAUGCUUCUGGCGAUGCUCAACGCAAAGACCGCCGAAGACCAGCGGCUAGCUUCUGUUGCCUCCCUCCACCGGACCAUGCUCGAAGUUUGCUCGACCGCUGCCUCCGAACAGCUUCCCCCUCCUCACAACUUUUACCCUACCCCAAAUUUCACGAAUUCCCCCCCUCUCCAUGACGAGAAACCAUACUUGUCACCUUCACAACGAAGCCGCUCGCCCUAUCCCCCGUCCCGGCAUUCUAUUCGUGACCUGCCUAAUCACAACUCGCAUUCGUCUCCCCGGAAACGCCAUCGACUGUCAUCACCCAGCCCACCUCCCAACCACCAUACGCACCCUUCGCCUUAUGAUCCGCAGCUACUAUCUCAACCAUCCCAUCAUCCGCAACCCCAGGACCGCCUGCCGCCAUCACCCUACUCCUCCUCUCGCAGCGACUCUGCAGAGUACUCCCCCCGCUCACGUGCCUCUAUGGCCAUCGGCUCCUUAUUAUCUUCUAGUGGGCCUCGCGGGGAACACGCCGGCGACGAUCCCUCGGUAAAUGGACACUCUUCAAAUUCCGAGAUGAGCCAUCAAAACCAAGCGAUUCCGGCAGCCAUCUCUGUAUAG
Molecule: messenger RNA, 756 nt
Organism: Pleurotus ostreatus (oyster mushroom)
Lineage: Eukaryota; Fungi; Basidiomycota; Agaricomycetes; Agaricales; Pleurotaceae
Exons: 3
Coding region: 1-756 (251 amino acids)
Source: RefSeq, a predicted model, not a curated record